AACUACCAGCGAGCCCUUGACAUUGCCCGCAACUCGGAAGGAGACCUCGAUCCCAGCGUUUCGGCGUACCUCGAAGACGCUCUGACGGACAUAUGGCGACGACUUAUGAUACAGCCCGACGACUAUAUCAUGACCAAGGACGAGUUCGCAGUCUUCAACUUCUACAGAGGUCGAUUCGAUGACAAUGAAGUUGCAGAGAACGCAGUGGCCAGGUACUGGGCAAAC
Molecule: messenger RNA, 225 nt
Organism: Sphaerulina musiva SO2202
Lineage: Eukaryota; Fungi; Ascomycota; Dothideomycetes; Mycosphaerellales; Mycosphaerellaceae
Exons: 1
Source: RefSeq, a predicted model, not a curated record